AUGGAAAAAAUAAAAGUAUUAGAACUUUAUAGUGGAAUUGGAGGUUUACACUUCAGUUUAUUACAAGCUCUAAUAAAUUAUGUUGAUAAUUCGGGUGAAGACUGUAAUAGGGGAAGGGAAGUUGUACAAAUAAAUGAUAUAAAAGACAUAUUUCAUUUUAUUUCGUUAGAUAUUAGUCCAAUUGCAAACCAAACCUACUAUCACAAUUUUAAGGACAGCUCUAUCUAUUUAACAAGUAAAAAAGACAUUAAUAAAUUUUUAAAAAAUGUAAAAAGUAAAAGUAUCAAUAAAAUGUACAAAAAAGCAGGAGAUUCUUUUAUUUCAUAUGAGGAAAAUAAAGAUACUAACAAUGCAAAUAAUUCUGGAGAAAGAGACCAUUUAAGUGCAAAUUACAUCAUUCAAACGGAUAUAAAUAAUCUGAGUGCUCCAUUUUUUGAGUAUCACAAAUUUACAUUUUUAUUAAUAUCUAAUCCAUGCCAACCAUAUACAAGACAAAAUAAAAAAUGUAAGGAAAUUAAUUUAAAAGAAUUAUGUCAUAAAUAUAAUUCCACAAAAGGGGAAUGCCCAAAUGUAGAAAAACAAAAAAAUAAAAAUAAUAAUGAAAAUAAAAAGAGCCACACAAAUGAACAUGAAAAGGGCCAUACAAAUGAACAUGAAAAGGGCCAUACAAAUGAACAUGAAAAUGACCAUGAAAAUACUUUCAUUCCUGGUGAUACUAUAGAUAAUAAUGAAAUGUCAAAAUUUUGUGAGAGUCUUACACGUAAUGACAAAUGUAGCUGUAAGGACAAUAUAGAUAUAGCCGCUGUUAAUAAUAACCCAUACAGUCACACUAAAUUUGUUAGCAAUAAAAUUAAUUAUGACCAUACUGAUGACACAUAUAAGAAUUAUAUGUCUUACGAAAAAGCAGUAACUAGAGGGGAAAAUUUUAAUAUCAACGAGUUAAAUAUAAAUAUAGUAGAUUAUUUAGAUAUUGAAAAGGAUAAAAGAACACAUAGUUUUAUUCAUAUUUGCAAUUUAUUAAAAGAUAUAAAUGUCGAAAAUUUACCGGAAUAUAUAUUUAUUGAGAAUGUUAAAAACUUUGAAAUAUCUUACUCUUUUUUAUAUUUUAUAAAUUCAAUUAAAAGAAAUUAUUUUUUCCAGACAUAUCUUCUUUCACCGUUACAGUUUGGAAUACCAAAUGAACGACUUCGUUUCUAUUGUAUAUGUAAAAAAAAACCUAAUUUAAAUAAACAAACACCAAACAAAACAUUUGAAAAUAGUAUAAGUGCAUUAUUAUAUAGCAAUUCAUUAAUACCAAAAAAUUAUAUUUCUUUUAAGAAUAUGGAAAACUUAAGGAAAAAUGAAAAAAAGGGUAUUUUUUAUACACCCAGUUUGAUGACUUUUAUAGACACAAAUGAUAAAUUUCCUCUAAUUUGUAAUAAAUCAAAAGACAUAAAUAUGUUUAAUAAACAUUUAAAUGAAUUUCAAAUAAAGAAGGAUAUUUUUCAUAAAUUCUCAUCCUAUUGCUUUGAUAUUAUUGAUAUUAACAAAAAUGGAAAUAUUUGCUGCUUUAAUUCGUAUGAAUAUUAUACUGAAAAAAAUGAAUUGAUAAAAAGUAUCGCCAUUGACAAUAAUAAGAAAGAGGAAAUAAAUUCGAAAAAAUUACAUGCCAUGUGUUUUACAUCCAAUUAUGGAAGGUACAUAAAUGGGUCAGGUUCUAUAUUAUAUAUUUCAAGGAAUAAAGAAAAACAAGACAUAAAAAAAUCAUUUUCCUCAAAUAUUCGAAUUAGUAAUCUAUCGAAGGAAAAUUAUUCCAGUGGGAUAUCUGAUCAAAACGUCACUUAUACUGAUGACGAAGUGAGGGGAAAAAAAAAAAACAAAAAAAAGGAGAUGAAAAAAUAUGAAAACAAAGUCCGGUAUUUUACACCUACAGAAAUAAGUAGAUUAAUGGGAUAUAAAAUGCAUACAAACGAAAAUAACUUAAAAGAAAAUGGGUUGGAUAAAAAGAAAAAAAACACGUACGGAAAUAUAUAUUGGAAUCUUGAUCAUGUUAAUCAUAAAUGUUCUUACACCAUUAAUGUUCAUUAUUGUGAUGUAUGUAAUAUUAGUUCAUGUUUAUUAAAUUCGGGUCUCCAUUUAACCGUGCAAACGUGCACAAAUGGUGAACAAAGUACAUAUCAGAGAGUUGACCAAGACGACAAGAAAGAAGAGAGGGAUACCAAAAGAGAAAAGAAAAUAUGCAUGUGUCAUCAUUUUGAAUUUCCUGAAUUUUUAACAAAUAGACAAAGGUAUAAAUUAAUUGGAAAUUCUGUUAAUGUCACUGUGAUAUCAUUAAUUUUUCAAAUGCAUAAUAUUUUCGAGCAUAUUUUAUAA
This is a messenger RNA of Plasmodium malariae, 2352 nucleotides long. It is a transcript of the gene DNMT, whose product is annotated as DNA (cytosine-5)-methyltransferase, putative. Lineage: Eukaryota; Apicomplexa; Aconoidasida; Haemosporida; Plasmodiidae. The coding region runs from base 1 to 2352 and encodes 783 amino acids. The record is from RefSeq and is a predicted model, not a curated record. The transcript has a single exon. Gene Ontology annotation, molecular function: methyltransferase activity.